Molecule: messenger RNA, 759 nt
Organism: Teleopsis dalmanni
Lineage: Eukaryota; Metazoa; Arthropoda; Insecta; Diptera; Diopsidae
Exons: 1
Coding region: 1-759 (252 amino acids)
Source: RefSeq, a predicted model, not a curated record
AUGGCUUGCGAAAGCAGCGACGAGUAUUUAAAACGGUUUUGGGAAUUAGAGGAAAUUCCAAAUGCAGACUUAAGAACAGUAGAAGAAAGGCGUUGUGAGCGACAUUAUGAUUCAACUUGCACCCGCGAUAAAACAGGACGAUACAUCGUUAGGUUACCACUGAAAAAUGAUCGAGAAACGUUAGGUGAAUCCAGAAAGAUGGCAUUAAAACGGUUCUUUUCAUUGGAACAACGAUUUAAAAAGAAUCCAACACUAAAGCAAGAGUAUGUGAACUUUAUGCAAGAAGACAUUAAGCUGGGUCACAUGAAAGAAGUUAAUGAAAAACCAAAGAGGAAGGUAUAUUAUUUGCCGCAUCAUGCAGUUAUUAAAGAAGACAGCACGACAACAAAACUUCGAGUGAUGUUUGACGCGUCCGCAAAAACAACAUCAGGACAAUCACUGAACAGUAUUAUGAUGACUCCAGCGCAUGAUAGUCUUAACUUUACAGAAACCAACUCAGAGACGGCAACAACCAAAGCAGAUUCAGACAUUCAAGACAUGUUACCAUUGGGAAACCUUGUCAGAAAUAAAGAAGUAGUUCCGACAAAUUCUACUGUAGGAGAUCCUAGAACGCGACGACAAUGGUUAGCAGCUAGGCAAUCAAAAUCGACAGUUCUUGCUAUAUUGUUGGCAUAUCUCACAUUAGGAACUACAUUAUCAACAUCAGCCAAUAAUCAUACAUCACCGUCCACUUACGAUGUCGCUUGGUCUUGCACAUAA